This is a messenger RNA of Nothobranchius furzeri (turquoise killifish), 9024 nucleotides long. RefSeq lists its product as uncharacterized. Gene Ontology annotation, biological process: cell-matrix adhesion. The record is from RefSeq and is a predicted model, not a curated record. NCBI's taxonomy places the organism in Eukaryota, Metazoa, Chordata, Actinopteri, Cyprinodontiformes, Nothobranchiidae. Gene Ontology annotation, cellular component: cell surface.
CCGGUGGCUCAGGUGUCAGGAGAGACACUGUGGUGUUUAACAGCCGUUGCGCUCUACAGCACCUGAAGGAUCAGACUGACUUCAAACCAGUCAUUCCCAGCACAAAGACCUCACUUCCCAUGAGACCGCUCACAUAAUGAAACCACACUCUCUGUUCCUGCUGGUUUACCUACUUGGAUUCAUCUUUGCAGGAAGGUCGAGUGCGCAGACAAAUGCAUUAUGUACAACAUGUGGUCUGGAUGCAACGUCUCAGUUCCUGCAGUGUGUGGGAUUACCUUCCACAGACACUGGGAAAGACCACAUACAAAAACUCAAAGCACUGCUUGGAGCUACAAUGGACCUGUACACCUUCAUGAAGUCCAGCAUGAAAGGCGUGCCUCUCCUCAACCUGGAAGGAGCUCUGGAGUUAAGACCAGAUGCACACGUUCUCCAAAAUGAAGCUCUGGUCCAGAUGUGGGUGGAGGUCCAGAUGAUACCUCUGCUGAACUCUAUCACCAAACACUUCCUGUCAUGUCUCAGCACCAAGAACUUCAGCUGCUCCACCUACCAGAUCAUUGUGAGGGAGAUCAGUCAGUAUUAUUCUGAUAUGAAUCCUGAAAGACAACAGUGGCUCUACAACUUCUUCAUGUACCCCUUCCUCUCUGGAAACGCAGUUGCUGGUUGUGUGAAUCCAGGUGAAACCAGUGAGGAGUGGCUGCUGAAGAAUUUUGGUGCAUUUAGAGCGAUGGGUCGACUGAAUGACUUCUCUUCUCUCAACUUAGUCUUCAGUGGAUUGGAGGUUCUCAACCUGCUGUCUCCAACCCAAAAGGCCGAGCUGCUUUUGAGUCCUGGGGUGGAGAAUCUAGACAACGGGACGUUGUCCCUUGUCUUCCACAGUUUGCUGACAGGAGGAUCUUCACCCACGUUACCUUCUACAUAUAACCCAUACCCAAAAUCGUCUCAAAACACACUCACACAGGUUUUGAAUGGAUUCAGUGUGGCGUUCACAACAGUUGGAAGUUUUGCUCAUGAAUUUGUUUCCUUCACCAAUCAGAGGAAUGUGUCCGAAAUAAAAGGCACCACUUUGACUCAGUUCUUGCUCAACUUUACUCUGUCUGAGUUGGCGAACAUCUACCAGUCACAGAACUCGUCCUCGGCCUCUGAGACGGCUCAGUUUGAUGUGAUGAAUGUGGACGACUGGUAUCAGCACGUUGUCAUCCCGGUGUUGCAGACGUUCUGGCCCAGCGAGGGAGACCUGAUGCAUGAAAACGUCACACUUGCUUUUCACGAACUGUUCUAUUUAAACAAGAGUGUGGAGAACACCACUUCUGAAAUCCAGGACGUCUGCAGCAUGACCCUUGAUAAGACCCCCUGUGGGUUGACUGAUGAUGUGGAGCAUGUGGCCAACGUUUUACACUGCGCUGCUCGAACCAACCUGACGAUGACAGAGACUACGGUCCUGAGGCUAAUCGAUGAGCUCAUGAGACGUCUGAACUCCCUGAUCAAAGAGUUGUCCACAGCAAACUUCGGAGAGCUCAUGUCGGAUUUUCAGGCAAUAUUUAGUGAGGAGGAGCCUCCGUCUCUGACCCAGCAGCACCUGGAGGACCCAGGAUUCAUCAAGUUGUGGUUCAGGACCAAACUGUCGCCCCUCCUGCCUAACGUCUCCCCAACCCUUCUCUCCUGUCUGAGCACCAAGAACUUCUCCUGUCGUGCUUUCCAAACCCUGGUGGCAGCGCUGGGAUCAAGUUCCUUGACCGAUGAUUCCUCAUAUAAUAUCUACAAAUAUUUCAUCUUCUCUUUUCUCCAAAAUCACAACAGUUCUGACCCUCAGUGCAUCUCCUCGGCCAAUAACAGCGCAGUUUGGUUGGAAAACAACUUUGGGUUCUUCUCCCAAUUUGCCUCCAUCACUGACUUCUAUGACCUCAACCCUUAUUUCACUGGACUGGAGGCUCUUCCUGUUCUCUCAACGAUGCAGCUGGCACAGAUGCUGCUGCUGCCUCUCCGUACGCCGCCGGAGAAGGGCGUCGUUAUCAACCAGGUGUUUGACUUCCUGUUGGAGUCGCCUCAGAUCAUCGGGAGGUUUGAAGACACUUUGCUUGAUGUGGUCCAGCUCGCCAGAAAGGUGAAUCCUCCGUGUGAUGUCUACAGACUAAUAUUUGAGCGAAUGUACCAAGCCAUUUCAGCGUUCUCUCCAGACGUGGAACCAAUCAUCUGGGCUCGCAUCGAGGACCUGAUAAAUACUGCAUCGCACGAGUGCGUGCCAACACACAUCGCAUGCCCAGAAACCCCGAUCAAUGGAACUAAUGUCUGCAGAAGCAUCAACAGCUCUGAUCUGCAGUCCUACUGGAACACAUCCAUGCAAGUUUCCUGUAGUUUUCUCCUGGAGAGCUACGCUUGUGCAAAGCUGGAAGACUUCACAGCCAAUCAGCUGGCUUCUCUCAUGCUGUGUAAUCUGCCUGGAAACAGCGGCCAGUCCAGAAGGCUGUGGAAGAUGCUGUUCUCUGAACUCUCUGACGUUUUGGACCCAGCGCUCGACGUCCUGGCUAACAUGUCUGGUGGGAUGAUUGGAUCAUCAGCUCAGGUGAUUUUGGACGUGAUCUCUGAGAUGCGGCUGUCUUUGCUGACCAACGCAGACCUCAGGAAUAGCACAGUAAUCCAGCUGUGGUUCUCGGUUCGUCUGAGAAACUUCCUGCCGUUUGCAUCAGGAAGGUUCCUGCAGUGUCUGACCAUGAGGAACAUCAGCUGUCAGUCGUACCAGCAGAUACUGCAGGUGUUUAGUAAUCAGUUUGAGGUGAUGUCAUUACAAGAGCAGCACGAGGUCUUGAACAGUUUCAUCCUUCCUUUACUGUCCUCGCCUCAAUCAGGUCCAGGAUGCUUGUCUUCUUACAACAACAGCGCAGACUGGCUGACCAACUAUUUGGGUCCAUUUUCAAUGUUCCUUUCUGUCAAAGACCUGCUUGAUCUCAACCCCGAGUUUAACCCGCUGGGGGCCCUCCAGUUCCUCACACCAGUGCAGACUGCAGAGCUGCUGGUGCUGAAUAUCUCCUCACUUCCAAACAAAGACGCCAUUAUCAACCUGCUGUUUGAUUACAUGACUCAGUUGCCAAAGGAAAGGAACUUUACAGGUUUCCUCUCCCAACUCGUUGGGUUCCUCGAGAAGGGACGCUUUUCCUGCUCAUCAUACAAAACUCUUUUUACCCGACUGGACGAGGCUUUGGCCACAGUUCCAUCUGAUUUAUCUUCAUCCGUCUCAUACAGUAAAACUGCUUUACUCAGACAAAUACCCCCUGGUUGCAUCAUAUACAGUGGGCAGUGUAAGGUCACCCUCAUAAAUGAGACAGAAAUCUGUUUGGGGAAGAACAGCACCAAUCUUCAGCUCCAGAUCAACAGCAGACAGCUGAGCGGACGCGUUUGCGGCUUUACUGUCGGGGAACUGGCCUGUGCUUCGUUGUCAGCGUUAACAGCUCAGGACCUGGCGGAGCUAAUGACAUGUAAUCUCGUCUCUAACUCGAGUGGAUCCCUGGCCAGCUGGAAGCUUCUCCUCUCUAAAGCAUCUCUGGUUCUGGAUAAAGCUCUGGAUCUUCUGGCCAACUCAACUCUGGAGACCAACAGCUCUUCCGUACCUGUUAUUCUGGACGCCAUAAGAGAAAUCAGGCUGGAUGUUGUCAGCACGGCUGUUCUUAAUGAUCCCGCCUUCAUCCAGCUGUGGCUCAACAGCCGCCUAUACCCAUUCUUGCACACCGUUUCUACCGACUUCCUGACAUGUUUUGCCACAAAAGACCUGAACUGCAGCACCUACCAGAACAUUGUGCAGAUUCUGAGUCGAGUCAUGCCUCAAAUGGUGCCUUAUAAGCAGAUGUCUGUCUACACACACUUCAUUCAGGCUUUCCUGGCCAGGAACGACACCGUGGAUCCUGCCUGCAGCUUAUACAUUAAAAACAGUGCAGAGUGGCUGCAGAAGAACUUGGGAGGUUUCUCCUCCUUCAUCUCCACCCAGGAACUCCUACAGCUCCACUCCAACUUCUCAGUGCUGGACACCCUGUCACUACUCACUGUCCAGCAGCUGGCUUUUCUUUCUGCCAAACCUGGACAGCUCACAUCUCCUGACCAGGUUACCAUGGUGAUGAUGCACGUCUCUGACCAGCUUCUUGCAUCUUUCUUUGAUGGUUUGUCGACUGCCAUCAGUAGUCAAGAGAACACGAUUUCCUCCCCAGUGAGAUCCACCUUUUUGCAAAUUGUGUUUGAUCGUGCAAACCUCUCCUAUCCGUGGGUGGAUGACUCGGUUGUGACUCGGUGGCUUCAGGAUCGACUGCCUCCCCUUCUGAUCGGUCUGCCGCCUAACCAAGUCCAACCGUACUUUCAAAUACUGGCAGGAAGGAGCUGCGGCAUCCAGCAGCAGGGUGUGGCCAACCUCAACUUAACAAUCCCCACAUUGAGCCAAAAGACACAGCAAGAAAUCUACAAUUACAUCAUCCAGACUCUGAAAGGUCCGCCAUCCCUCCGCUGCUACAACUACAACAGCAGCUUCUACAGUUUUGUGGAGGGCUCGUUCUUGGGGUUCCAGUUCCCCAACCUGACGACCUUCCUGUCCCUCAUGCCUCAGGGCAGACUGUUUCAGCUGGUGAACUCCAUCCCUCCAUCACAACUUGCAAAUCUCCUGCAACGCCCACAUGUUGUGGAUGAUGAUGCUAAGCUGUGUGACCUCUACAACAACUACUACCAGACACCCAUGUUCCUGGCGACCGAGUCUCUGCCGGCGGAAGUUGGACGGCCCUCUCUGUCUUGUGUGUGGCCCACGGCCCUCAGCAGCCACAGCAGGUCGGAGGUCAAUAUUUGGUUUAACCAGAGCCUACAAAACUACUUCGUCUUCCUCACAAAGAGUCUGAUCAGUCCAGCAGUCACAGCCAACACCUCAUGCUUGGCCUUCCAGAAGCUUGUUUCAGUUCUUGAUGCAUUCAACUACACUGCAGCAGAUUUUGGGAAGUCAGAUGUAUUUGAGAUCAUCACAUCCUAUCUCUCUACAGAGUCCACACCAAAGUGCUACAACUCCAGUGACCCAGAGCUCAACUCGACAGCUUGGUUUGUAGAGUACAUCGGCCCGUUCAUGCCUUUCCUCACUCUGGAGGUUCUGCAGUCAUUUGGAUCUGAGGAGGUUAUCCAGGUGUUCACAGUAAAUCCUCUGAACAUCGCACUCCUCAGCCACUCAGCUUUACCUCAGAACCUCACCAACUUCUACACUCAGCUGAUCUAUCAACAGGACAGUAACUUCAACCCCUUACUUCUUCCUCUUUACUUUCGCUGCGUUGCUCCCGGGUUAGCGUUCACGCAGCUGACUGCAGCAGAAAGCAUGGUUGUUCUGCACAACUUCACCAACGUCUGCACAGACCCAGAUCCACAGAUUUUUGCAGCUUUAUCGAGCAACUUUGGAGACAACAUCGAUGCCUCGGUUAUCACUGCGCUGGGUGAUGAAAGCGCCAGCAUCUCUGCAGGUCAGCUCAUGAUGAUAAAGCCCGAGGACCUGAAGAACUCUCUAAACAUUCUGGCCAACGUGAUGAGCUGGAGCAAAGGACAGGCUACAGCUAUCAUUCAGUCCCUGACGUCUUCAGGGGUUUUCCAGAUCAACAGCUCAUCCUCGCUGGUGUCGCUGGGCUUUCUCAUCGUGGGCAUUCCCUCCACAGUUUUUGUCAGCAUCAGCGAUACCCAGAUCCUAAUGGCAUCCCAAAACCCAUCCAUCGUGGGGAACUUGAUGUCUGCUCCAGCAGUCGUCCAGCUGACAUUUGUCAAUAAGAUCAUAUCAGUGAGCAACACCAGAGAAACGAUCCUACAGAACGUUCCGGAUGAAAUGGCCACAGAGAUCCCUCGAGUUCUGCUGCAGGGGUUUACUGACAGCAGCAACGUUGUCACCAUGCUCAACAGGAAGACAUGGAAACGCCAGCAGGCUGAGCUGUUCUUUAAUGUCAUAGCUGUGGAAAAUGCUACAGCUGAGCUGGGAAGUCCAGACAAUUUAUCCUCGUCUGCGCUGCAAGGGUUCACAUGCACGAGCGUGAGGACGUUAUCAGUGGUGCAGGUUAAGAAGCUGAUCCGAGCCUGUCGAAGGACGAACCAGAACAAGGUCUCGCUGGAGGAGACUCAGCUGACAUGUAUGUACAACUAUGUGAAGGGAGAUCCAGAUGCCACCAGCUUUCAUUUAUACCCUCCCAAUAUGCUGCUGUACUAUGAUUACUCACUGGUGCCACAGAGCAGCUGCAGGUCCUAUUUUGCACAACUAGGCAAUGCAGACUUUUUCAUCUUCUCUUCGGUCCUCAGCUACAAGCGGACUGCUCUGUUUGUAAAUGCCAGGAGCUGCUUGGGUAUAACGAACACAAGCCUAACUUUGGACCACAUAUCCAUUUUGGGAAACAUGUGCUGCAUGCUGGAUGGAUCCUACAUCGUAAACUCUGACCCAUCCAUCUUGGAGACGCUGAAGAGCUGCCCGGAGCUCACUGCUGCUCAGGCAGCUGCAGUUGAAGCUCUGCUGACCAGCGGGAACACUACAUAUGGAGUUACUUCAUCAUGGAAUCGGAAUACUCUGAUUAACCUGGGGAUGCUGCCUUUGUAUUUAACCUCAACUUUUUACGGCAACUUUGACAAACGAACAAAGCGCACUUUCUUGGGUUAUUUCCUGAAAGUUCUCAACAAAAGCAGAGUGAGCAAACAAAAAACAAGAAGGCUGAAGCAACAAAUAAGAUUGUCUCUCACUGCUCGAUCGAAGCGGGCAACAGUCACCAACUGCAUGGUGGGAUCGAUCACCCAAGUGACGAUCAGCGAUAACACCUUCCCCUUCGACUACAGCGACAUAAACCAGUUCAACAGUUGCCUUAGCGCUGCGGUAGUCAAAGCUAACUUGCAGGCCAUUGCUUCGAUGGCUGAUCAAGAGGACUACCUCAAAAUUGUUCUCAGCAAGCUUCGAGAGGCUUAUAACUCCAGCAUCCCAGAAGACCAGGUUCAAGUCUUAGGUCCAGCGUCCCGCGUGGCUACGAUUGAUGACAUCAAAAUGUGGACCAUCACUCAGAUCGACACGCUUGCUGCAUUAAUGGACUCAUCAAAUGGGGUGUGGGACCCGACCUUGGCUAAAGCCAUUAUCACCAAAUAUCUGAGUGUGGGAGGGAACACACUUGGCAGUGCGGAGCUCAAUGUCAUCGGAGGGCCAAACCUGUGCUCCCUAGAUGUUAGCGUUCUCCGCAACAUUUCACAGCAAAGCCUCAAAAAUGCAGAUGCUUUGAACGUGUCCAGUUGCACUGAAGACAAAGUGACAGAACUGUUCAGCAUUGCCAUCCAAGCAUUCGCCAGCACCACUCGCGCAGCUGUCUCUGUGACCAUAUACCAGCUUCUACAAUCAUACAUGAGUGGUGCCAAUGUUGAUUUUAUCAAAAAAUUGGUGGCUGCCAACAUAAGCAUGGACCUGCCCACUUUCACAAGUUUGAAUGGGACCAUUGUACUAAAUUUGACAGUUAGUGAAGUUCAAGGUCUCCUUGGUACCAACCUGCCGCAGUUGAAGGAUUAUGAAAACCAAACCCUGGUGCAGCUUUGGAUCUCCAAUCAGCUGCAAUCACAGCUUGACACACUGAAUAUAGGUCUUGUGGGAGGCAGGGUUGGUCCUGUAACUGUUGGUGAAACCACAACUGUACCCAACACAGCGCCAUCCUCAGGUUCUGCCACAGCCCCAUCUACAGCCCCAUCCGCAGCCACUACAGACCCAUCUACAGCCCCAUCCGCAGCCACUACAGCCCCAUCUACAGCCCCAUCCGCAGCCACUACAGCCCCAUCUACAGCCCCAUCCGCAGCCUCUACAGCCCCAUCCGCAGCCUCCAACACUCCCUCCUCCAUCUCAACUUCAACUGCAAGCACCACUAAAUCUACAAUUACUUUAUCAACUACAGCUUCCACCACUAAACCUGCUACCACUGGUGCUGGUUCUCACAUCCAAGCAGACAUUUUUUCCUUCCUGGUUCUCCUCACACUCCUCAUCUCUUCUCAGCAGCUUCUAAUGUGAAGAAUCAAGUGGAUCACUGUUAUUCUUUGUUAAGUAAAAUCACUCAUUAGAAAAUGAUUUAUUUUUAUUUGACUUAUUGGAAGAAUUAAUGUUAAAGUUACAUUAAUAUGAAAAAAGUGUUUUCUGUGCAAUAAUAACACAACAGAUGUUAUGUUCUUGAUUGAUCAAAAGUGUGUUUUAUAAUUUGCUUUAUAUUUUUUGUGAAAGGGGGCAAAUUAUACUAUUUUGAAGUCUGAUGACAUAUUUGGAGAAAGUACUGGAAUAGGGAGUUGAUCAUUUUUACUUUAAUGCCCUCAGCUGAUCUCCUUUUCUCCUUUUCUUUUGAUGCAUUUUUUUCUCAUGCAUACAAACUGGUCAUUUCAUAGAAACCAGUUAAAACGUAAACCUAUUUUCAGCUGAACUGCAUGUUGGUUGUGUUUAUAAAACAGCAUCACAUUCAAAAAAAGUGGGGAAAGAUACUUUAAGUGCCCUUAAACAUUAUUUGUACAAGUUAAAUAAAAACUUGUGAGGCUUUGAAAAAGAAAAUGUUGUUAUUAUGACUGCAUAUGUUUUGUGAUCAAUCAUAAAUGAACUUUACAAAGAACAUAUUUUAAAACCCAGAUUAGUUUUACUGAAAGGUGAAAAGAGUUUGAUUGUCCGAUCUUUCAUCUGUGUGGUAACAUGAAUAAAAUAAAAUAUUACAGUUUAAUUGCAUAGCUGAUGACGAUGCAGAUUCAUUUCAUCAAUUGUUGCAGCUGUAGCACGGGUUAUAAGCAUUUAUCAACUCCCAGAAUGCUCUUGCCGGUGGGACAGACGCGUUUGGUGUCUUUCAGACGGUUCACACAGAACGGGAUGAGGCAGCAACCAAGAACAAACCUGAAGAAGAAAGCUGACUCUGUUAUCAUCAUCCACUUAUAAUGUAACAUAAGAAUAAGCAGACGAUGCUGUGAAAUUCCAAUGCAUCCUUAGCUCCAACACUGGCACAGAGAACUUAAAACAAACAUGAACAUAUUCAAUAAAUUGCUGUCAAAGUG